Naegleria fowleri is the source of this 1374-nucleotide messenger RNA. RefSeq lists its product as uncharacterized. NCBI's taxonomy places the organism in Eukaryota, Heterolobosea, Eutetramitea, Acrasida, Naegleriidae. Gene Ontology annotation, biological process: glycine catabolic process. Bases 1 to 1374 code for a protein of 457 amino acids. The transcript has a single exon. The record is from RefSeq and is a predicted model, not a curated record. Gene Ontology annotation, molecular function: protein binding; aminomethyltransferase activity.
AUGAUCCGUCGUAUUACCACUCUUUCUGCAUCUUCAAAAGGAGCAUCUUCCAAGACAGCAAUUCUCGUUCAAGCAGCGCAACAACGUUCCUUCCAUCAUGAAAAUGGUAGAAUGGAUUCAUCCUCUUCAUCAUCGGAAGCCUUGAAAAAGACCUCUCUCUAUGAUUUCCAUGCCGAACACGAGGCAACCUUUGUUCCAUUUGCUGGCUACAAAAUGCCUGUCAUGUAUCAAUUGAGUAAAUAUAAGGAUGCUCUCAAGAGAGAACAUUUACAAUGUAGAAAUUCUGCUGCCUUGUUUGAUGUCUCUCAUAUGGGUCAGGUCAAGGUGACUGGUGCCGAUGCUCAAGAAUUUCUUGAAAAGGUCACACCUGCCAACAUUAUUCAACUCAAAGUAGGUCAGGCACGUCUCACUCAAUUCACAAAUGAAAAUGGUGGAAUUUUGGACGAUUUGAUGAUCACCAAGAAGGGAGAGAGUGACGGAAAUUUUGAUUUUUAUGUUGUGAUUAAUGCUGCUUGUGUGGAUAGUGAUAUGGCACAUUUACAAAAUCAAUUGAAAAAUCUAAAAUGUGAUAGAACUGGAAAGAGUUUUUCAGGAUCAGACUUGCAAAUCAACUUGAUUUCAGGAAAGAGCUUGAUUGCUCUCCAGGGUCCAAAAGCCGUCGAAGCAUUAUUGCCAUUGCUGGCCAAUGAUGAAGCAAGAGAUAGAGUUAAAAACCUCAAAUUCAUGACAAGCUCUGACGAAGUUGUGGUUCUACCUGGUAGAAAGUCAUCAUUCUCUGUUCAAGUUUCAAGAUGUGGUUACACGGGUGAGGACGGUUUUGAAAUUUCUGUUCCCGAUGAAGCCGUUGUCGAUUUGUCAAGAGCCUUGUUGCAAGUAGGUGGAAGUGAACCUCUUGUUCGAUUGGCUGGUCUCGGCUGUAGAGAUACUUUGCGUCUUGAGGCUGGUUUAUGUCUUAUGGGUCACGAUAUGACACCCCAAAUCACCCCAAUUGAGGCCGCCUUAAAUUUCACAAUUGCUAAACGUCGUCGUGAGGAGGGUGGCUUUCCAGGUGCUCAUGUCAUUAAGAAACAACUCGAAUCAGGUGUAGAAAAAUUGAGAGUGGGUUUCUCGUAUGGCCAAGAGCUUGUUGGAACUGGCAAGACAGCAGUAAUUGCUCGUGAAGGAUAUAAAUUCAAGGACUUUAAAACUGGUGAAGAAAUCGGUUAUGUUACAAGUGGAACUUUGAGUCCAAUUUUGAAUCAUCCUAUUGGAAUGGGAUAUAUUAAGAGCGAAUAUGCAAAGGAAGGAACUGAAUUUGGAAUUCAAAUCAGAAAUAAUUUGCAGGUGGCAAAGAUCACCAAAAUGCCAUUUGUUCCAACUCGUUAUGCCAAGUAG